This is a messenger RNA of Pochonia chlamydosporia 170, 1896 nucleotides long. Its product is annotated as serine/threonine-protein kinase 24. Gene Ontology annotation, biological process: protein phosphorylation. Gene Ontology annotation, molecular function: ATP binding; protein kinase activity. The transcript has 4 exons. The record is from RefSeq and is a predicted model, not a curated record. The coding region runs from base 1 to 1896 and encodes 631 amino acids. NCBI's taxonomy places the organism in Eukaryota, Fungi, Ascomycota, Sordariomycetes, Hypocreales, Clavicipitaceae.
AUGGCGCACGACGGUGUAGCAGAGCACUACCAAGUUUUGGAGGAGCUUGGUCGUGGUAGCUUCGGCGUGGUUUACAAAGGCAUCGAAAAGGCCACUGGUGAGACCGUGGCUAUUAAGCACAUCGAUCUCGAAUCCAACGACGAUGACAUCCAAGAUAUCCAGGCGGAAAUAGCCGUUCUUAGCACGUGUGCCAGUCCGUUUGUAACCCAAUAUAAAGGCUCUUUCCUUCGCGGACACAAGCUUUGGAUUGUCAUGGAAUACCUUGGAGGCGGUUCUUGCCUCGACCUCUUAAAACCUGCCAAUUUCAGCGAGACACACAUAGCCAUUAUUUGCCGCGAGCUGUUGCUGGGCAUUCAGUAUCUUCACACUGAGGGCAAGAUCCACCGAGACAUCAAGGCUGCCAAUGUUCUGCUCUCAGAGACAGGCAAAGUAAAGUUGGCAGAUUUUGGUGUUGCCGCCCAAUUGACAAACAUCAAGUCACAGAGAAACACAUUUGUCGGUACGCCUUUUUGGAUGGCCCCAGAGGUAAUCCAACAAGACGGAUACAGCUUCAAGGCAGAUAUCUGGUCUCUGGGUAUAACAGCAAUGGAAAUGGCAAACGGAGAACCACCGCUGUGCCACAUCCAUCCCAUGAAGGUUCUUUUCCAUAUUCCCAAAAAUGCACCACCAAGACUCGAAGGCGACUUCAGCAGAGACUUCAAAGACUUUGUAGCCCAGUGUCUCACAAAAGACUAUGACCGCAGACCUUCAGCAAGGGACCUGUUGAAGCAUCGUUUUAUUCGUGGAGCCGGCAAAAUUGAGGCGCUCCAAGAGCUCAUCGCCCGCCGCCAAAUGUGGGAUGCCAACCAGAAUCGGCAGAAGCACCCCAUCUACUACCAAGAAACCCUACAAACAAUAUCACCAAAGGAUGAAGACCAAGAAUGGGUAUUUGAUACUGUCAAGUCAGUCGCCGUUUUGCCACCCAAGAGGCCAACCAUCAGACAUCGCAAGCCGUCAUCCAUGUUGGCCACUGACGAAGGUUUGCGAAAACUCGAUAUUGCUGAGGGACCCCUUGGACCCUCGUCACCAGCGACUGGAACAGUUCGAAAAUCCACAGUUCGCCGCACUCCAUCCCUGGCUCAAUCCAAUUCAAUUCGGUCUAGCGGAUCACCUCGUCCUCCCGUUGCAGCGAAGAAGCCAUUACAGCCAGAUAUGUCUUUUGGAAACUCAGGGUCAACUAUGCGUUUGUUCCGACGUGUUCCUUCAGACAGCUCAACCAACGGCCAAAUCGGCAGACCAUCGUCGCCUGAUGACGUAUUUUGCGACGAGAAUCUUCCCCUCCCUAUUGCAUCACCUGUCGAGCCUUACGGCAAGGAAGCUAUCCUGGGCAGACGUCUUUACACCAAGGCCGUAGAGCCUACAUUGGCCGAAUUGCAUGCUCAGACUUCAGCCAUGCAGAAACGCGAGGCAUUGGCCAAACUGUCAGACGCAUUUGCAGCAUUGGAUGCUGUUGAUCCUGAGGGAGCAUAUCACCUCAUGAGCAAUUUGGUUGGCGCAAUGUCACAAGACAACAAGCUCAAUGCUUCGCUGCUCAAACAACCUGCACAAAAAACCCCAUCUGAUGGCACUCCCCAAGGAACCGUCAUUAUCAAGAGCUCUGUCGCUUCCGCGGUUAGUCCCGCUAAACUGAUUCUCAGUUCCAGCAACCCCCAUCUCAAGAGCCACCGUCGACGACAAGCCGAGUCUCCUCGAACCAGCCUCGCUGACAAGGAACUUGAGAGAGAAAAAUCGGCCCUGCUUGAAGAAAAGUAUCCCGGUCGGGAAGCACGAGGCGGCAUGGAGCAUUGCAAGCAGCUGUCCGAGGUCCUAUAUCAGCGGUGGGCUGACAACCUCCGGAUCCGCUGGCCUGCCGUAUAA